Messenger RNA from Exophiala spinifera, 801 nucleotides. RefSeq lists its product as uncharacterized. Lineage: Eukaryota; Fungi; Ascomycota; Eurotiomycetes; Chaetothyriales; Herpotrichiellaceae. The record is from RefSeq and is a predicted model, not a curated record. The coding region runs from base 1 to 801 and encodes 266 amino acids. The transcript has a single exon.
AUGGCCGCGGCUGACUUUUUCCAGUCAGACGCGAGACCGCCGUUUGAACAACACAACAGCUUAAAUGCUCCGCCUGGGCCACGAAGAUCGAGCUCUUCUCAGCCAGCAUUCGGACGAGAGUCCAUGCCACAGGGUCGCCCAAACCCACAUGUCCAACCACAACCGGCGCAGUACCCUCCUCCGCCAUAUCAACCUGUGAACAAUGGACAGAAUUUUCAACAUUCCGUACACUUUGCGCCGACGCUUGCACCUGGCGAGCGACCCAAGCCGUCUUCCCAGCCUCUGCCCUACGCCACAGACAUGCACCGACCAAAUUACCAAGUCCAUCCAGCACAGCAUUUCUCUCCAUAUCCACAUAAUCAUUACGUACCGCCAGAAUACCAACAUCAACAAACCUACUAUCCACCACCGUCUCACCAACAUCCUCGUCCCAGUCACUCGGCUAGCGACAUACGCGACCGUGGAGGGUAUUCAUCUGACCCAGAAUACCAGCGGCGCACGCACAAGAGCCGACCGAGGCGGGUAUCAGACAAUUCACGAUCCACAAAUGCAGAUGCCUUCCUCGGUGCGGCCGGUGGCGGCUUGAUUGGCGACCUCAUAUUCCCAGGUCUGGGCACGAUAGGAGGAGCCUUGGCUGGAUGGGUAGGUGGCAAGGACUAUGGCAAGCAUCGCAAGUUGCGAGAAGAGAAGCUGGACCGAGAACAAGAGAGAUGGGAGAAGAAGUUUAGAAAUCGUGGCCGUGACCAGGACCGAGAACGGUCAAGUCACGGCGAUGGCAGACGGCGCAGAAGUUAUGAAUGA